Messenger RNA from Rhipicephalus microplus (southern cattle tick), 11329 nucleotides. It is a transcript of the gene Khc-73, whose product is annotated as Kinesin heavy chain 73. NCBI's taxonomy places the organism in Eukaryota, Metazoa, Arthropoda, Arachnida, Ixodida, Ixodidae. The record is from RefSeq and is a predicted model, not a curated record. Gene Ontology annotation, biological process: microtubule-based movement. Gene Ontology annotation, molecular function: microtubule motor activity; ATP binding; microtubule binding.
ACAUCUCGCCUACCUCUCGCAAAAAUAUGGCGUCCGAGCAUGGUCGGAGUGUUUCCUCCGUGGUGCGGAGGCUUUGCGCGUGAGAAAUCGCCGGAUCUUUUUUUUUCGUGACCAUCACCGCGCGCUGGACAGAACCUUCCGGGAUGAUGUAGCCAGCAGCCCGCGACGAACCCGGGUCGCAUGAGACCUUCGCGUCUACGGUGUUCCUAGAGUGUUUUUAAUUUUUUUUUUCUCCCUCCGUGUGCCUCCGUGCGUGUGUGUGCGUGCAACCAACCAAGUCAGCAACCGCAUUGGACGCCAAAGAAAAUCACCACCGCCGACAUGACGACUGACAAGAUCAAAGUUGCCGUGCGCGUGCGCCCCAUGAAUCGGCGAGAGGUGGAGCUGGGCGCACAAUGCGUGGUCGAGAUGACCGAGGGUCAGACCGUCCUCUACAACAGCAACAAGGGCGAAGGACGGAAACACCCGAAGACGUUUGCCUUCGACCACUGCUUCUGGUCAUUCAACGAAUCGGACGGGCACUUUGCCAGCCAGGAACAGGUCUACUCCUGCCUAGGGACGGACAUCCUGGACAAUGCCUUCCAAGGGUACAACGCCUGCAUAUUUGCCUACGGGCAGACAGGUUCUGGCAAGAGUUACACCAUGAUGGGGACUGCGGACAACAAGGGGGUGAUACCGCGGCUAUGCGACUCGCUAUUCGAGCGCAUAGCCUGCUGCGCGGAUCCUAACAUCAGCUACAAGGUGGAGGUGUCCUACAUGGAAAUCUAUAACGAGCGCGUCCACGACCUAUUAGACCCCAGGGGAGGGAAACAGCAUCUAAAAGUUCGAGAACACAAUAUUCUUGGCCCGUAUGUUGAUGGUCUUUCAACAUUAGCCGUAUCCUCCUAUGAGGAAAUUAAUAACCUAAUGACGGAAGGCAACAAGUCUCGGACAGUCGCAGCAACUAACAUGAACAGCGAAUCCAGUCGCUCUCACGCAGUAUUCAAUAUCACUCUGACCUGUUUAAUUAGAGACAAUGCCUCUGGGGUCACCGGUGAGAAAGUGUCCAAAAUGAGUCUUGUAGAUUUGGCUGGCAGCGAACGGGCAGUCAAGACUGGUGCCAUUGGCGAUCGUCUAAAAGAAGGUUCCAAUAUCAACAAGUCCCUCACAACGUUGGGGUUAGUCAUUUCCAAGUUAGCUGACCAGUCCUCGGGGAAAGCAAAAGAUUCCUUUGUACCAUAUCGGGACUCUGUUCUCACGUGGCUUCUGAAGGACAACCUGGGAGGCAACAGUCGCACUGUGAUGGUGGCUGCCAUCAGCCCAGCAGCAGACAACUAUGAGGAGACUCUGUCAACCCUGAGGUAUGCGGACCGAGCCAAGCGCAUCAUCAACCACGCCGUAGUCAACGAAGACCCCAACGCCCGCAUCAUUCGUGAGCUCCGAGAGGAAGUGGAGAUGCUCAGGGAUCAGCUCAAGCAUGCCACGACGCCAGAAGGUCUGAGUGAACGUCUACGAGAGUCAGAAACCCUGAUGCAAGAGAUCUCGCAGACCUGGGAAGAGAAGCUGCGCAAGACAGAAAAGAUCCAUCAGGAAAGGCAGCAAGCCCUUGAGAAGAUGGGCAUCUCAGUCCAGGCGUCGGGCAUCAAGGUCGAAAACGACAAGUACUACAUGGUCAACCUGAACGCCGACCCUUCGCUCAACGAACUGCUUGUCUACUAUAUGAAGGAAAGGACACUGGUGGGACGUCCCGACGCGCCUUCCGAGCAGGACAUUCAACUCAGCGGACUCGGAAUCAUGCCCGAGCACUGCAUCAUCACUAUCGAGGGUCCUGAACUGUACAUAACGCCACUUGAAGGCGCAAGGACGUGCGUGAAUGGGUCGGCCAUUGUGUCCAAGACACAGCUUCACCAUGGCGACCGAGUGCUCUGGGGCAACAAUCACUUCUUCAGGGUCAACUGCCCACGAAUGCAGACAGCCGGUGCAUUGGAGACGCCCAUUCUCGACCGGCCCAUCGACUACGAAUUUGCCCGUGAGGAAAUCAUGAUGAAAGAACUGGUUAACGAUCCCAUCCAGGCAGCUAUGCAAUCGCUCGAGAAGCAGCACGAGGAAGACAAGCACAACGCCCUGGAGAAGCAGCGUCAGAUGUACGAGCGGCAGCUGCAGCUGCUGCGCAACCAGAUGUCGCCGUCCACGCCGUACGCGCCCUACCUGCCCUUUGACCCGCUGGGGGCCAAGGCGGCUUCCUCGGGACUGCCCAGCCCCAGCGUCGCCUCGCGCAUGGAGCGGUGGGCCAAGGAGAGGGACGAGCUGUUCAAGAAGAGCCUGGCCAAACUGCGGGAGGACAUAGUGCGGGCAAACGCUCUCGUCCGGGAGGCCAACUUUUUGGCCGAGGAAAUGGGCAAGCACACGGAGUUCAAGGUCACCCUGCAGAUACCAGCCGCCAACCUGAGCCCCAAUAGGAAGAAGAGUGCAUUCGUGAGUGAGCCGGCCAUCUUGGUGAAACGAAAGAAAGAGGGCAGCCAGGUGUGGUCCAUGGAGAAGCUUGAGAACAAGAUCAUCGACAUGCGGGAGAUGUACGAGGACCGGAAGGAGAGGCCACCAUCCCUCAAGGAUGACAAGGAGACUACGUCACCCAGCCUCGACCCUUUCUACGAGUCGCAAGAGAACCACAACCUCAUUGGCGUUGCCAAUGUGUUCCUAGAGGUGCUGUUCCACAAUGUGCGCCUUAGCUACCAUGUGCCUAUCAUCAGUCAGCAAGGAGAGAUUGCGGGUCGCGUGCACGUUGAAAUUAGCAAGACGGACGGUGUGCUGCCUGAUCGAAGCGGUGACCUAGAGGGAAGUUUUCGGGGAUCACUCCUCGACAUCUCGGAUGACAGUUCGGGAAGACAGGUCACCGUCCGGGUUGCCAUCAAGAGUGCAGUGGGCCUGCCACCAUCCCUGUCCAACUUCGUCUUCUGCCAGUACACGUUCUGGGGCCACACUGAGGCCGUUGUAGUGGCACCCGUAGUGGACACAGACGCCAAGCCGGGCUCUCCCGGCAACUCGAACAUCGCCUUCAAGUUCAAUCACGUACAGGAUCAUGUGGUACCCGUGACGGAGGAGUUUGUCGAGCACUGCGCCGAGGGUGCCCUUUCUAUCGAAGUGUGGGGCCACCGGAGCACAGGCUUCACUAGCUCUGGCCACGGCUGGGACCUGACCACAGGUGGUCCCCAGUCCCACAUUUCACACUCCCUGGUGGACAGGUGGUCGGAGUUGAAGCGCAAGCUGGAGCUGUGGUUGGAGAUCCACGAGCUGACGGAGCAGGGCGAGUACGCGCCCGUGGAGGUGGUGCCCCGGGGCGAUGUGGGCACAGGCGGGGUGUUCCAACUCCGCCAGGGCCAGCAGCGCCGCCUGGUGGUGCGCGUGGCCCCCGUGGUCCGCUCUGGCACCCUGCCCCUCAUCUGCCAGCACAUCGGCUCUGUCAGCGUGGUGCCGUCUGCAUUCCGCUCGCGCCUCCAGCGGCCCCUCGACUCAUACCAGGACGAUGACCUCAGUGUGUUGCGAGAACGGUGGUGCGAUGCUUUGAGUCGGCGUUCCGAGUAUUUGGCGGAGCACCUCAAGAAGAUCACUGACAAGCCGGUCAAGUCCGAUGAAGACGCUGACCGUGAGAAGAGCUUGAUCAACCAGUGGCUGCUCCUGACUGAAGAAAAGAACGCAGUCUUGGCACCGCAGCCAGGAUCAGACAUUCCUGGCGCUCCCGCAAACUGGGAACCUCCAGUGGGGAUGGAAAACCAUGUGCCUGUUAUCUUCCUAGACUUGAGUGAUGACAUGAGCGUGCCCAACUCGGGCGAGAACGGGCUUCAGGUCGCCGGCGCAAACUCCAUCCUGCCCAAGGAGCAGAACAACUCGUCGCCGCUGUUCAACCUGCCAAUUGUGAAGCACUUCGAUAAAGAGGUGUGUGCAGUGGCGGCGUGGGACUCGUCCAUCCACGACUCCAUGCACCUGAACGCCCUGACAUCGCCAAAUGACCGCAUCUACCUCAUCCUCAAGGUGUCUGUGAGGCUGAGCCAUCCCGCUGUGAUGGAUCUCAUUCUGCGGAAGCGCUUUGCCAUCAAUGUGUACAAGAAGCAGUCGCUCACUGAAAAGAUACGCAAGAGGAUCAGCAGGCAGGACGUCUACUUCGCAUCGGGAGUAACGUAUGAAAUCGUUGCCAGCAUACCAAAGGCUUUCGAAGACUUGGAGGGUCGGGAAUCCCUGGCCCUGAUGGCCGCUUCUGGUGGGGACAGCGAAACGAGCGACGGCGAAAGUUACAUAGAGAAGUACACACGUGGGGUUUCGGCUGUCGAGAGCAUCCUCACGCUGGAUCGCCUGCGUCAGGAAGUGGCCGUGAAGGAGUUGCUGGCAGCCCAAGGACGGCUGCUGCGCAAGACAGCUAGCGUGCCCAACAUCGCGCAGGUCAUGCGCACCUCGGAUGCUGGCUCCCCGCUGCGGCCAGACGAGGCAGCACCGCACCGAUCGGACUCCGUCAUCAAUCUGGCAUCGUCUUCGCUCAGCGAAGGUCUCGACCGGUUCCUCAGUGAGGGAAAAAGUGCUGCAAUCUCAAGCCUCGCACGACCCACAUUCCUCAACCUAAACUUCAAUCUAAACUUGAGCUUGCGGCAGGCGGCGGGUGCCAAAACCUCCUCCUUGGCUGUCCUGAGCCCGCAGCCAACCAAGUUUGUGAAGCCCAUGCGUACGGUCAUUGAGGAGCAGACUCAGCAUAGGGAGGCGCAACCCUUGUUGCUGGAAGACGACGAUGAACAGUCUGAAGACGAGGAGAGGCCGACGGCGACAGCGCAUCACAGGACAAUUGUGGAGGCUGCGGCGAUGGACACAACCGCCCCGGAGGUCAGGAUCGAGCAAGCCACCAAGUCUCCCAUGCCAGAUAUGGCCGAGAAAGCGGCGGAAGAAGAGAGUGGUCAGGUGCCGGAGUCCAAGGACAAGGACCAAGGGGAGGAGUUCACGGAGUUCAAGUCCUACUGGGCGGCCGGCAAGGAUGAGGAGGUCAAGUCAGAGGGCAGCGACGAUCGGCAGCCAAAACCCGUCGCCGCCAUGACUCACUCCAUCACGAGUGACUGCAUCGCUGACCUCGUGGGCAAGAUGGCCACUCCACCGAGCAUGGUGUCCAGUGGUUAUGGGUCACAGGCCUUGUCCUCGACACCACUUUCUAGCGAGGACUCUGGGUCGCUCCGGAGUGUCGGGGGAAACGAAGAUGCUGGUACCCCUGACCUGGUGGAUCUGAGGCCUGCAGCUCCUGCCGACAGCCAGUCAAACAUGAGUUGUGACAAGCCACAAGCAAAAUCGGAUGUAGCUGUGGAAAGAGCCCAAGGCCACGAAGGAGCCGACCAGAACCAUUUAGGCAAUAACGACAAAGCAGGGGAAAAAAUUUGCCACGUCCAAGACAUUAAAAGUACAAUCACAGAGGAGAAGCUGCCUGUUGCACCUACAGUUCAAGGAAGCAGAAACCUGCCACCUUCCACCACCUCUGAAACGCAGAGUUUGUCCCCGGACGCUACCGUAAUUGGCCUGACUCAAGUAGUGCAGCGAAGGUCCCAACACGCUUCGGCCCAGCCCGAGCACAGACAGUCCUACCCAGCCACGAGCACUCCAGCUAGCAUAGACAUGUCCAGUUCAGUGCCUGAGCUCAACCUGCCACGGUCCAGCUCGCCAGCGGAUGGCAUCGGCAAUGCCUCUUCGUCUUCAUCCGAUGAGAACCUCUCUGCCAGCACAGCCAGUGACGAUGCACUAGACGCAUCCUCGACGGCCGACUGGACGGCUCCCGCAUGGCUGGUGCUGGGCGAGAGCGUCAUGAUCAGCCCGUACAACAAGACGGGCGUGGUCUCCUUUCUGGGGCCAACGCAGUUUUCGCCCGGUCUCUGGGUUGGUGUGGAGUUGGACACUCCAACAGGACGCAAUGACGGCACUGUGGGAGGCGUGCGAUACUUUGAGUGCAAGCCCAAGUAUGGAGUGUUUGUGAGGCCCGACAAGCUGGUGCUGGACAAGAGGGGCCGCAUGGUACGACAGAGCCGGGCUUCCACAGCUGCCAACGCUUCUGCCAAGGGAACUGGUCGGGACAGCAUCAUGUCGAGAAGCAUGGGCAGCCUGCAGAGCAGCCGGGUGUUGCUAGGAUCUACGGAGAACGUCGCUCGACGAGGCAACGCUGUCUCCUCCGAGAUGAUCCGGUCCACUACUUCAAGGUCCAGCCCCCGCUCCCACAAGUGAGGAGGAAACUGCCCACAGCCGAGAGAGCCAACCCAGGCAUUCUCCAACAAAGCAUACAAGCGUCGCGUCCAUUGAAACAACUCCCGGCCGCUCCCCUCCUGCCACCCGCAGCAAUUUUCUGUGAUGGUUCCUUCAUGGCAUUGCCCUGUUUUCAUUGUUGGAUUCCUCUUGUUUGGUUUUUUUUUUCUGUGUUUAACCUUCGGGUACACCUCUAUGCUGUGAUGUCAGUUUGGUUCAGCGGUCUUUAAAGGAUUCAUAUGGCAUUGACAAUUAGCUAACAGUCAAACUUCGCACGGCAUAAUCAUUCAAGAACACGUUUGGCAUCAGUACUUGCCCGAUUUGUCCAGCAGAAGUAGACGAGGUGAAGCAGACUAUGGUGAAGUGUCAACGUUGCAGUCCCGUCGAUUAAAUGUCCCAGCACUGUCGUCCGACUGUAGCAGGAAACGUGGGAAUGCACUUCUGUGAGAUUCGAGAGCUAGCUCAAUCUGGUGCUGGAAUGAUUUCUUUGAUGCCCGUUGAACCGAGCACGCAGGCCACGGCAUUUUGAAGUUUCAUUUGCUCACUGUUUUUGAGGUGGGAGAGAAGUAAUGCGGCGUCGCGACGCUAACACUGCGGAAGCACGAGUCGGGCAAUGAUAUCGACUUUUGUGAUACGGCCCAUCUCGUUGCGCAGCCGGGCUCGAAACGCCGCUCAAGGCAUAGCCGUGCGAAGGAAGAUGCAUGUGGCAGAUGUGGGGAGCCGAAGUCCACAGUGCCGGAUUAUUACGUCAUCCCUUUGUACAUGUUCCCCUUCGCAUUUGUUCAUAAGUGUACACAGAUCCCAGCCCCCCAUCCCCUCGAGUGUCCCUUCUCGUGUUCACAUGUUCUUUCUUCUUUAUUCUUCUGUGCUGCUGAAGGCAGUUGUAAUUUCUCACAACGCUAUUGAAGUUUGUAGCGGCAAUCGCUCAGAGCGCAUUUCCUGCGUGGAGUUGUUGCCGCAGUGCCGCGCAAUGCUAUCGCACCUGUCAUAUAGCUGCGCAUUGACUACACUGUUAGUCCGAGCCUGAUGUGGAGGCUCGCCCGAUAGGGUAUAUUUUUCUGCAGAAGUCACUCGAGCAAAAUCUAGCGCUGCAGUUGCUGAACUACCGAAAUGAGUUUUUACGUGAUUUGGCAUCACUUUGUUGAGAUACAGCUAAGUGCAGCUUCUUUUAUGUUUCGUUGCAGCUUCGCUGUAUUACUGCCAGUCGCACAGCAUUUAUUUGGAGCACAGAAGAAUAUGUUACCUUCAUUUACUGUAUAAUUUGUAGACAACAUAAAUCGUGUCACUGAAAAGUGCAUAAUGAUAGACUGAGAUUUCUUUCUAGCUGUGGAAAUCGUCACAUGUCUUGACAGAACUUGAAUGUUUUUAAACGCUUUUAAUUAAAUUUUUUUAAUUAUACUUGUUUUUAAGGCAAUAUGAUGAUAGAAAUUGAUGAUGAUAUUUAGGGUUUAACGUCUCAAAACCGCGAUAUGAUUAUGAGAGGCGCCAAAGUCAAGGGCUCCGGAAAUUUCGACGACCUAGGGUUCUUUAACGUGCACCUAAAUCUAAACACACGGGCCUCAAACCUUUAUGCCUCUAUCUAAAAUGCAGCGGAACAAUAAUUAUUGGCAUCUGGCAAAUUUAAGGUGCCAUUGCUAGGUUAAAGAAGAUGUCAGAAAGUUGUUUAACGUCAGGAAAUCAAAGUUCGUAUGAAGUGUUCUGUCCAUCUACUAUCCCACUCCAUGCUCUACUUCAUACGUCAGCACUGGAUUUCUUUUAGUAAUCUUGUACGAAGCUCUUAUUCUGAGUUGGACAGUAAUCAUAACAGUGCACUCGUCGCAAUGCGUGAAACAGACGCAUUGAUGCCAAAUCGCACUGCACCUCUCAUGAGACGCAGGAAAUGCGCUCCACGUCGUUGACGCCCAUCAUUUCGUUUUCAAAACGUCCGCCAUUCGUCAAAAGCGGGACGCAACAAGUCAUUACGGCCAUGACAGCUGUUGUUGCCCGAUCUUCCCUUGUUCAUUUUUCACCUGGUCAAACCGACCGUAACCUGCGCGACCCCUUCCCAGGAAAGGUGUGUCCGCCCUUCACAUGCGUAUUACAUCGAGGUUUCACUGCGUAUUUGCCGGAAUGGUUUUUGCCGGAAAAAGAGAGUUUUUUUUUUUUUUUUUUUUUUUUGCUUUUGUUGCAGCAAGCUCACAGUUUGCGGAGGCUGGCACUGGGUGAUGAAUUAACCCUUUGCCGUCUUUUAAAUUCCGAGUUUCCGAAACUCGCCACGCUUGCGUGUUUCUUUUUAAAUCAUUCUUCUUCUUAAUUUUCGUCAAGUACAUUGUGAUCAAGAUGUGUUGAUACAGUCUCCUUCUUGCGGUCGACGAGGAGUUCCUGUUCCGAGCGAGUCCCGUUACCUUUUUUUUGUUUUCUAGGUGCAUUUCUUCUGGUGUAACUGUUUUGUUCCCAAAGAUUUCUAGGUGUUCUUUUUUUUGUAUCUCUUGUUAAAGCUGUUUUGUUUGGUUGUAUAUUACAGAGGUAUAUUGUCCACAUAUAGGCAUAGUUUAGAAAACUAUAUACAUGUAUUGUGUACAUGGCGCACGAGUAGAUUUCGCAUGCAGUUUUAUCUUUACAUUCGCCACCGUGCUUUUCAAAGUGUACCAUAUAGAGAAAUAUGAAAGUGCUGACGCUCGCAGUUGAGAAACAAACAGGCGAGUCGGGCGUCCACACUUUUUGCGUUUACUUGUUUUUCGCCGCACGUUUAGCACGUUGUUUCCGAGGCACACUGGUGUGAUAUUAAGGAAAAGUGGCGUCGUCUUUUUUUUUUUUUUCUUGCUCUGUCAUGUCUAUGGUCCAUUUUUCAUUUGUCCUGGCUCCUGUUCAAUUAUGAUGGGAGCGCACUGAGACACACAGAUUUUUCUUCAUUUCAUAGGUAAAAGGAAAACUCUCGUUUGUGUUUGGUCAUACCUGAAGUUUUGAUCUUCACUUGCAAAUAUGGUUGACUUUAAAGAGAAACGAAAGGGACAGCAUGCCUCUUCAUGGAGAGUUCAAGUCAGUUUAUUCCUUUGUCUAGAAACACUGUUGCAGAAACAGUAUGGCACAACUUGUUGGGUCCUGGGCUGUUUGGCACGAGGGAAAAAAGAAGGGUAUUAGUAGAAGUGCGAGGUAUUGACAAACACGAGGAGGCUGCCGCGCAGUGCAGAGCACUUUCGCAGCCUCUAUGAUAGCAAGGACUGAAAGCAAUACAGCUGGCUGAUGACUAUCGUGUAUGCAUGUGAAAAGAACGAUUUUUUUUAUCAUGUUGAGCCGACGUUUAUGGCUCAACAAACUUCCAUAGGAGGACUUGUCCGCAAAUAAGGGAGCUCACGUGCAUGUGCGUAGGCUUUUUGUGCAUUCCCGUUAGACAAAAAGAUACAUUCCAUGACGUAUGCGUCGUUCCACGGUUACGUCGCCUUUGCAUAGUCUGAACGCAGCGGCCCUUAAGCUUGACCCCCCGAUCGCUUCUUGUUUGGGCAGCGUGUUUAUCUUUUAGCACAGACUGCCUGCUGUGUGUUUCGUUGUGCGGAAUGUGAUCAGUCUCUUUUGGCAACCAGAGCUUUGUUAUUGCUAAGCUUUCUUGGGAUGCCACUCGUUCGCUGGAACGUCACACGAAGGUUGUUGUACUCUUGAGCAUGCCGUAACCCUUACCGCGUUUGUCUGUCGAAAAGCUUAAACCAGUUGAAGGUCGUUAUUUUUAGAGCUUUUGCUUUCGCGGCAACCAUGUUUUUUGAAGUGACUGUUACAUUCAUGAAAGCAUUGUGUGUAAACCGAAAAGGCCAAUUGCAGCGAUACCUUGCAUGACAAAAAAAAAAAAAAACACAAUCGUAAUGAUGUUUCAGCUAUAAAGAAGGAAGGCUUGGUGCGAAACUUUCCAUGUACAGAAUUCAAGGGGACGAGUGACAAUUGGCACAUUCUGCGAGCAUUAAUGUAUGCCUCACUAUCCAGAUGCGGUGAAACUUGGACCGCACGAGAAAUUUGUGUGGCAAUAUUUAUGAAUGCUUACACAUAACGCAGGUCCCAUGUGCAAUUGCUCCUCUAAGACAUUUUUUUUUCAUUUUUUAAAGGCAGCAGAAUAGCAUUGUGCCAGUGUGUAAGCUGUUCAGCACACUGCUAAAGGCAUAAAGCAGCAUGAAAGUCAUAGGAAAGGUGUAAUCGAUAAUUUUACAACUUUACCCUACUUCAGUGGAGUUCGCUAGCUAUUUUCAUCUGAUUGAGCUCAUCUAAGAUGUCGCUGCAGUUGGUCUUGUGUGCAGCUUUGUAUAAAGUGCUGGGUCUAUGACCAUUCCGAUCACACACACGCAUGCACUAGAAUAAUAAAAUGAAAUAUACUGUCCAAUGUGCGUGCAUAUAAUAGGAGUCACUUCAUUUUAUCAUGUCAUCUGGUAAGACCUACCGCUUCUACCAGCUGUUUCUGGCUUUGUAUGGUUUCAAGUGGUAAUUCGAUCGAGCUCCAUUUACCGGUGAAGGCACAACAGUCACUGGUAUAAUACGUUUUCGGACUGUCCCAGCAUUCUAACAAUUUUUUUCCCCACACACUGCUAGUCCGGAGGAAGAGGUAAAGUGGCUGUUGUAGCUGCAACGGCUAAGCCUAUCCAUAUUUAUUGGGCACAUAUGCACCAUCUCGGUUGUGAUCAUUCACAGACUGUUCGUUUAUCAAGCUUCGUCUUGGCUCUUAGCAUCAGCGGGACAUGCCUGGUGGAUGUGACAACCAAGAAAGACCGCUAUCUGUGUGUCCUAUGGUGUCUGGAGCAAAUUUAGGCAUGUUGCGCUUUUUUCGCUAUUUAGCUCCUUGUAGAAGAAAAUGUGCAAAAAAAAAAGAGUUGUUUCUCGCAGCAGGCAGGUAAUUGUUUUCUCUCUCUCCUAGCUUACUCGAAAAGUCAUGCAGUUCACAUGCGAGUGAGUCAUAGUCCACAAUGUAUAAUCAAAAUGAACCUAAUCAUUACUUUGUUUCUUUCGGUGCACUGCUGUGGCAAUUAAAACGUGUACAUCAUGUUGCUGACGGAGGUCCUUGCUGCUGGCCUACUAAGUUCCAUCAAAUUUGGUCGAGGAUCCACGUAGAAUAAAAUACCUACAACAUAGUUUCAAA